Molecule: messenger RNA, 1423 nt
Organism: Cucumis sativus (cucumber)
Lineage: Eukaryota; Viridiplantae; Streptophyta; Magnoliopsida; Cucurbitales; Cucurbitaceae
Product: E3 ubiquitin-protein ligase RMA1H1
Exons: 3
Coding region: 479-1237 (252 amino acids)
Biological process (GO): ubiquitin-dependent protein catabolic process
Cellular component (GO): endoplasmic reticulum
Molecular function (GO): metal ion binding; ubiquitin protein ligase activity; ubiquitin-like protein conjugating enzyme binding
Source: RefSeq, a predicted model, not a curated record
AGGCGAUUGAAGAGAAACCAGAGCUUUAAAAGAGAGCAAUGUUUUUGUCCUUUACUUCUUUGCUUUAAGCUCAGACGCCGCAUCGUCAUCGUCCCAUCGUCUCUUCUAUAUCCAUUCUUUUUCCCAUUUCUAUUGAAUUUCAGAUUCCUUCGCUCUUCUCGCUUUUUAUAUAAACUCCCUCUCAACCCUCCACCCUCCACAUCGCCCUCUUCAAAUUCAUAUUCCUUCUUCUUCCUCCUCCUCUCUCAACCAACCUUUUUAACUCUCACGCAGAUACUAAUCCGCCGAUUAAAUUUUGGCGGAAAACUUUCAUGCUCUGUUUUUGCUCUGUUUUUUAGAGAUGUUUUAUGUGGUGUGAGGGUGGGGGUGGAUUCUUUCGAUUGUUUUAUUUUUUCCAAAGAUUAAUACGCCAAUAGAACUUUAGUCAAGUGCUUGAGGCAUUAUAGAAAGUAGACUGUGCUGAAACAUAAACCUGGCCAUGGAACAGGAGUACCUUGAAGAGACUUUGAUGCAAAACGACAAUUCAUUAGGAGGAGACAGAUUAUGUUUAGACAACCAAAUAUAUAUUUCAGAUGCUGAAGAUGAAGCUUCCCAUGGCUUUGACUGCAACAUAUGCCUAGACUCGGUUCAAGAUCCUGUUGUAACCCUUUGUGGUCAUCUCUUCUGUUGGCCCUGCAUUUAUAAAUGGCUUCACUGCAAGAAAUUAUCUGCACAACGAUGCCAACAAGUGGAAUGCCGAUGUCCUGUUUGCAAGGCCAAAGUCUCCCGUGCUACUCUCGUCCCAAUCUACGGAAAAUUUCAAACUACAGAUGCCUCAAAAGCUGAAGCACCUCCAAAUCUUGGCCCAGCCAUCCCACGCAGGCCGCUUGGGCGGCAUGCUUGUGAGGCAGAGACACCAGCAUCUCCAACCCCCCAACUUCAUUCCGACAACUAUUCUCCUCAGUCACACUCGUACUACGCACAAACACAAAACGAAUACAUCGCUUCGUCAAUGCUUAGCUCAAGCAGUAUCACAACAAACAUUAUCCAUCCAGUGAUCGGAAUGUUUGGUGACACGAUUUACGCAAGAACGUUUGGAAACACAACAACGAACCUGUACACUUAUCCAAAUUCAUAUGGUAAUGUGAACAACAGUAGUGUAAGACUGAGGAGGCACAUAAUGCAGGCUGAUGAGUCACUGAGCAGAAUCUGUUUUUUCUUUUUUUGCUGCUUAGUAAUAUGUCUUCUUUUAUUCUAAGAAGCUCCCUUUAGACCAUUUCUAGGCAUUGGAUGUAGAUAUAUACACAUAGCAUGUAACUAUGAGCUUAGUGUAAAAAAGGGCUACAAAAUUUCCUUCAAUCUGUUUCAAGGAAUUGGUGGAUGUAUAAUGAAAAUUAUUUUAUGUGGGAAUCCCAUUAUCACAAAAAGUUAAUUAGAUGAGCAA